Corticium candelabrum is the source of this 357-nucleotide messenger RNA. RefSeq names its product cytochrome c oxidase assembly protein COX16 homolog, mitochondrial-like. Gene Ontology annotation, biological process: mitochondrial respiratory chain complex IV assembly. The transcript has 4 exons. Gene Ontology annotation, cellular component: mitochondrial inner membrane. Bases 24 to 293 code for a protein of 89 amino acids. The record is from RefSeq and is a predicted model, not a curated record. NCBI's taxonomy places the organism in Eukaryota, Metazoa, Porifera, Homoscleromorpha, Homosclerophorida, Plakinidae.
CUGUUAAGCGAGGCUCCAUCGCAAUGCUCCAGUUUUUGCGGCGCAGCAAAUUUUUAAAAAUUGGAUUUCCGUUUUUGCUUUUCGUCGUGGGAGGUUCAUUUGGCCUUGCCGAGUUCGCUGCUGUAGGAGUUGAUAGGAAAGAUGAGAAGACUAGGACUCUGACAUCAGAGGAAGUGCGACAACUACAAACUGGCAAACAGACAACCCUAGAAGAACUACAUCAGGAGCUACAAAAGAAACUAGACAUCAAUGAGUGGGAGAACGUUCGAGUACCAAGACCCUGGGAUGAAUAGUCAAACAUUAAUUUAUGUUUAUUCAACACAUUCAAAUUUCUGUUAAAUUUGUACAAAUUGAAAA